AGAUCUUGAACACAAGAUGAAAGAGCUAAAAUGGAAAAUGGUUGAAUUUAGCCCACCAGGGAGCACAAGAACUUCUCGAUCACCAAUAACAUCGAAGAUUCAAAAACCACGACAUACAUCGCACGCCAGCUCUGUAAGAGUUCCUUUAGGCUGUUUGGAUCAGAAUUUACUUCAAAGUGAAAAUACACAGGCUUCUAUCUCUGAUGAAUGUUCACCGAUAAGUUCCAAUAGUGUGUAUCAAACACCGACAGUUUUACAUUCCGGUGGUAGUUACAGUCAGACUGGCACUAGCUCAAGUUGUGUUCAGAACUCUUUUCACAGUGAAUCGUCACCAGCUGUUCUUCCAGUGUCCGGCCAAGAACGUCAAGAUAGUAUGCUGAACCAACGUGCUUCCUCUUCUGCUCCCGUCACAUCAGAGAGCAGCGAGGAUCAACACAAGAAUGCUGGUGCGUCAGAGAGUCAAAGUCAAAUUGUUGAAUCUGAAUCAACUGACAACUCCGAUAUAACUAAUCGGUUUUCUUUUGGUGUGGGACGUCAUCUCCUUGCAGCCAAACUUUUCAUCUUCAGAGGUGUUUUACAGUUGAGAUUAUUCUUACCGGUCUCCAAUGUCAAACAUCAUGAAAAGGCAGUGUUGGAGCAACUUACAAACCUAUACAACAAGAACUUCAAUCCAAGGGUGAAGCUCAGGCGCCAAACUUUACGGAGCAGUUUGUUUCGGUGGUUGAUCCAACACGGUGGGGCGACCCCAGAACUUCUCGGUAUUAAACCAGAAUCGAGGAUGCUUGUUGUUCGUUCUACAAAUGGCGCAACAAGAAGACGAGAACCUUCUAUCGCAGCUACUGAAACUCAUGAUGAUCAAGAAAGAUGGUCGUCGGAAUAUACCCACAAAAGCUUUAAAACUCCAUUAGAAGAUAUCGCUUCCAGAAUCGUGCAAGAUCUGAGAUUAUACCGCUACUUCUUAGAAGGGAAAACCAUCGAACUCAACAAAAGUUCCCGUGAAUCAAUUCGGCAUGGUACCAAUGCCUAUGCAGAAAGGGAAGCUGAUAAAUUUAUUAAAUGGAAGAAGAGUAAAGAAGGUGCUCCUAGUAAUGAUGAUGCUUUAUUGUCAUCCAGUCCAACUGAAACUUGUUCAGAUAUUACUGCUUUCUCGGAGAGACAUCAAAUCACAUUGGAAGACCUUAAGAAUAAAGUGAUGGGUGUUUAUGAUAUUAACGAUAAAUCACGGAUGGAUGGUUUGGAUGCGUUCUCCUUCACAGCCCAUGGAUUAGAUGACUUCCGUAAUAUCUGUAUCCCAGAUUAUGACGGGUCAUUAAAAAGAUGUAUUGAUAAAUGCAUGAACUUUGAGAUUGCAGGGCUUCAAAAUGUUGAUCAAAAAGAUAUCGAUGAGGUUAUCAGUACUAUAAAAGGAAGUUGUGGUGGUUACGGUCUGGUGAUUGACCCGAAAGCACCAAUGGCCCCUCUGCAAGCAAUGAAGAGCAUUGCUUCCGCUACAUUAGAUUUGAAGCGGGAGCUGGACUCCAACCAGAAACAACUCGAAGAAAAAAUCGAGAAAGCGAUGCAACUCAUGCAUAGUAUGAUAGAGCGCUUUGACAAGGAAGAUAGUAGCUGAUGUAGAAUAACUAUUUGGCAAACCAAUGAAUAUAUGAUUAUCAAGAUAACC
This is a messenger RNA of Williopsis jadinii, 1660 nucleotides long. RefSeq lists its product as uncharacterized. NCBI's taxonomy places the organism in Eukaryota, Fungi, Ascomycota, Saccharomycetes, Phaffomycetales, Wickerhamomycetaceae. The coding region runs from base 38 to 1609 and encodes 523 amino acids. The transcript has 2 exons. The record is from RefSeq and is a predicted model, not a curated record.